UGUGUGUCCAGAGGCAUGUUUGUGUGGAAACCUGUGUGUGUGUGUGAGAGAGAGAGUCUGUGUGUGUACUACACGGCAGUAACAGGGCUUGUCGCUGUGUGUUUAUCUGUUUGUACACAAUGCAUUUAAAUGUUUCUGUGUCUGGGCUGAUUUCUGUAAGCAGGUGGUGAUCAUUAACAUUCUCUCUCCCAGGCUGAUCUCCCGCUCCUGAUAAACCAGCUCCAUCCAUACAUUUUCCAAUCACGUUAUCCAAUUCUGAGUCGCAGGGGAGCCAGAGCCUAUCCCAGCAAGCAACCGGCGCGAGGCAGGGUACACCCUGGAUGGGACGCCUGUCCAUCCCAGGGCACACAGACACACACACACACACACACACACACACACACACACACACCAGGGCCACCCCCCGAUAAACCUUAGACACACACAGAAAGGUCUGUACCUUCUCUUCAUUCUCAAAGGUCUUAGAGGAACUAGAUCUCCUCGGUCUUGAUGGACGGCGACGGAGCCUGAGAUUUGAAGCCCAGCUCAAACAGCCGCAUCCGGAGCACAGGAGCUCGUUAGCACAGUUUGAACACUAGCGGUCUCUGGAGGUGCGAACGAGCUGUAGUGUGUGCUUGACUGAUGGUGUGACUGAGGCCAGGGAUAGUCGGCUGCUUACGUCCGUAAAUAUGUAAAAAUAAACACAGACACACUAAAGAGAAGUAAAUAUAGACGCCAUGUUUUCACGGAUUCAUGUCAUUCUGCUCUUUGGGUGUGUGAAGUCACCAGAUGAGAUGACAGCAGCCAGUUAUCAGAAAGCACCCAUUGGUUUGUGAGAUCAGCUCUAUGAAUAACCCUUAAUUACUCCAAUUAACAGCCAGAGUGCCGCUUUACUGUUAAUCAUGAAUUUCUUUGUCAUGGUAGAGAGACUGCAAGGCACAGAUAAGAACUCCUAUCCUCACCAAGACUGCACAGAGACACAAGUAUCACAGAUGUUAUAGUGCACAGCUCUGGAGCAAGUCAGAACAGACACCCACCAGCUAAAAGGUCUUCUGCAGCAACAGACACAGAGCUCCUCUACACUAACCCUGUAUUGACACAGAGCUCUGCUACACUAAUCCUGCACUGACACAGAGCUCUACUUCACUAACCCUGUACUGACACAGAGCUCUACUUCACUAAUCCUGCACUGACACAGAGCUCUACUACAGUAAUCCUGCACUGACACAGAGCUCUGCUACACUAAUCCUGCACUGACACAGAGCUCUACUACACUAAUCCUGCACUGACACAGAGCUCUGCUACACUAAUGCUACACUGACACAGAACUCAACUACACUAACCCUGUACUGACACAGAGCCCCUCUACGCUAAUCUUGCACUGACACAGAGCUCAACUAUACUAGACCUGCACUGACAUGGAGCUCCUCUACACUAAUCCUGCACAGACACAGAGCUCCUCUACACUAACCCUGCACUGACACCGAGCUCCUCAACACAAACCCUGCAGUAACACAGAGCUCUGCUACACUAAUCCUGCACUGACACAGAGCUCUACUACACUAAUCCUGCACUGACACAGAGCUCUGCUACACUAACCUUCCACUGACACAGAGCUCCUCUACACUAAUGCUACACUGACACAGAACUCAACUACACUAACCCUGCACUGAAACUGAGUUCAACUAUACUAACCCUGCACUAACACAGAGCUUUGCUACACUAACACUGCACUGACACAGAGCUCCUCUACACUAACCCUGCACUGACAAAGAGCACUACACUAGCCCUGCGAUGACACAAAGCUCAACUACUCUAACCCUGCACUGACACAGAGCUCCUCUACACUAACCAUGCACUGACACAGAGCACAACUACACUAACCCUGCACUGAUAAAGAGCUUCUCAACACUAGCCCUGCACUGACACUGGACUAAACUGCACAGACACAGGGCUACACUGCAUUGACGCAGAGUAACUCUACACUAACAAUGCUCUAAUACAGAGCUCUUCUACAAUAACAAUGCACAGACACAGGGCUACACUCUACUAACCCUUGCAGUAAUAGAUACAAUUAUCACAGAUUAUCACAGACCUCAUAUUCCCUCUUAUUACACUGACACAGAGCUCAUUUAUCCUAACACUAAACUGACACAGGGUCACACUGCACUAAUGCAGAGUUCAACUACACUAACCCUGCACUGGCACAGAGCUCUUCUGCACUAAUUCUUUAUAGCACAGCUUUCCUCUACACUAAUACACUGUAGCACAGAGCUCCUCUACUGUAACAAUCUGUAGCACAGAGCUCCUCUACAGUAAUACUUUGUACCACAGAGCUCCUCUACAGUAAUAUGUUGUAGCACAGAGUUCCUCUACAGUAACACUCUGUAGCACAGAGCUCCCCUACUGUAACAAUCUGUAGCUCAGAGCUCCUCUUCAGUAAUACGUUGUAGAACAGAGUUCUUCUUCAGUAACACUCUGUAGCACAGACCUUUUCUACAGUAACAAUCUGCUGCACACAGCUCCCCUGUGGUAACACGUUAUAGCACAGAGCUCCUGCACAGAGGAGAGUAAGACUCCAUAGCACAGACCUUUUCUACAGUAACACUCUGUAGCACAGAGCUUCUCAGCAGUAACUUUUUACAUCGAGCCAGCAAGUCUCUCAGUAUGAGUGUCCCCAAAUCCCACAAAAUCUCUAUCCAGGAGCACAUGGCGAUCAAUGUGUGCCCUGGGCCCAUUCGGCCCAUCAAGCAGAUCUCAGACUUCUUUCCCCGAUUCCACGACUUCCCUGCUAUGGUCCUGCCCAAGAGGGAUCCCCCCAUCCAGAGCUGUGACCCCCCGGAGCCUCCAGAAGAGCAGAAGGACAGAGAUGAAGAGAGGGAAGUGGAGAGAGAACGGGACAAGGAAUCGGACAUCGAGGCAGAAGGGGACAGUUACGACUCGGAUGAUGCUACAUACCUUGGAACCCUGGAGUUCAGCCUAUUAUUUGAUCAGGAGAACAACGCUCUCAACUGCAGUGUGCACAGAGCCAAGGGGCUGAAACCCAUGGAUUCUAAUGGCCUGGCUGACCCAUACGUCAAACUGCACCUGCUGCCUGGGGCAAGUAAGGCAAACAAAUUACGUACGAAGACUCUGCGUAACACUCUGAACCCAGUGUGGAAUGAGACUCUGACCUAUUACGGCAUCACGGAGGCUGACAUGGCACAGAAGACACUGCGGCUGUGUGUCUGUGAUAUGGACAGGCUGGGGCGCAAUGAGUUCAUUGGGGAGACUCGGGUUCCCCUGAAGAAGCUGACAGCUGGACAGACGAAGAACUAUAACAUCUGUCUGGAGAGGCAGCAGCUGACGAAGCUCACCACGAACACAGAGAGAGGAAUGGCUCUAUAUGAGGAAGAGGCUGUGGCCUGUGUAGAUCGGGGACGCGUCUUGGUUUCACUGUGUUACUCUGUCCAGCGGGGGGCGCUGUUGGUCGGCAUUGUCCGCUGUGCACACCUGGCGGCGAUGGACUCCAACGGAUACUCUGAUCCCUUCGUCAAGAUUGUUCUGCGUCCUGACACAGGCAAGAAGUCCAAGUACAAGACAUCUGUCAAGAAAAAGACUCUAAACCCUGAAUUCAAUGAGGAGUUUGUCUAUGAGAUCCCUCAUGAGGAGCUGGCAAAAAAGACUCUCGAGAUCUCAGUGUGGGAUUAUGACCUGGGGAUGAGCAACGACUUUAUCGGUGGUAUCCAGCUGGGAAUCGAUGCAAAAGGAGAGAGACUGAGGCACUGGUUUGAGUGUCUGAAGCACAAAGAUAAGAAAGUAGAGUGCUGGCACACACUGACCAAUGACAACCCAGACGUGAGCGACUGAUGGCACAGCUCCCUGCUCAACAAUGAGAUCAGAUUCAAGCUGUGUCAGUGUGCCUCCUGUUCUUGUGUGUUUAUUGCUGAGGGAUUCUCUGUUAUCUCCUGCCUCUCCCUGUGUCUUCUGUCCUGUUUUCUGUUUAUUGCAGAGGGAUUCUCUGACAUCUCUCUCCAACUGUGUCUUCUGUCCUGUUUUCUGUUCAUUACAGAGAGAUUCUCUGUCGUCUCCUCUCUCUUGCUGUAUAUCUUAUGUUGUUUAUUGCUAAGGGAUUAUCUUCUCUCUCACUGUGUCUUCUGCCCUGUUGUGUGUGUUUAUUAUUCAAAGAAUUUCUGUUGUCUCCUCUCUCACCA
Messenger RNA from Lepisosteus oculatus (spotted gar), 4172 nucleotides. Lineage: Eukaryota; Metazoa; Chordata; Actinopteri; Semionotiformes; Lepisosteidae. The record is from RefSeq and is a predicted model, not a curated record.